Molecule: messenger RNA, 4383 nt
Organism: Gasterosteus aculeatus aculeatus (three-spined stickleback)
Lineage: Eukaryota; Metazoa; Chordata; Actinopteri; Perciformes; Gasterosteidae
Product: A-type voltage-gated potassium channel KCND3
Biological process (GO): potassium ion export across plasma membrane; protein homooligomerization; action potential
Cellular component (GO): voltage-gated potassium channel complex; dendritic spine; neuronal cell body
Molecular function (GO): protein binding; A-type (transient outward) potassium channel activity
Source: RefSeq, a predicted model, not a curated record
CGCUCCUCCUCCGUCUCCUCGUCACUCAUCCCGGAUCAGGCUCGUGAGCGGGUCCGCGCGGAGUUCUCUGGAAUGGAACCGGAUUUAUUCCCGCUGUGGUUCGUCCGUCUCCGGUGCUCCGGCUCCUUCGCCGCGACAGCGGGCGUGUCUGCUGCGCGCUGCAUUACUUCUCCUCCCCUGGUUUAAAUAUAUAUAUUUAUAUAUAUAUAUAUAUUUUUGUAUAUGCACUGGUUUUGUACCAAACCCGUCCAACUUGUUACUGAGCCGCUCGCGGACAGCGUCGGGCUUUCCGUCUUUUUGAACGGAAGGAGGAUUCUGAACCGAUGGUGAACGAGCUGAGGUCAGGCCGCUUGUGAAGGCGCUGGAUUAGCCCCACCCCCCCCCGCCCCGAAGCCCCGAGCCGGACGCAGCAUGGCGGCGGGAGUAGCGGCGUGGCUUCCCUUCGCCCGGGCGGCGGCCAUCGGCUGGAUGCCCGUGGCCAACCUGCCCAUGCCGGUGGCGCCCGCCGGCAAGAACAAGCGGCAGGACGAGAUGAUCAUCCUCAACGUGAGCGGCCGGCGCUUCGAGACCUGGAGGAACACGCUGGACCGCUACCCGGACACGCUGCUGGGCAGCUCGGAGAAGGAGUUCUUCUACAACGAGGAGACCAAAGAGUACUUCUUCGACCGCGACCCCGACGUCUUCCGCAGCGUGCUCAACUUCUACCGCACGGGGAAGCUGCACUACCCGCGCUACGAGUGCAUCUCCUCCUACGACGAGGAGCUGGCCUUCUUCGGCAUCAUCUCGGAGAUCAUCGGCGACUGCUGCUACGAAGAGUACAAGGACAGGAAGCGGGAGAACGCCGAGCGGCUGAUGGACGACCAGGAGGACAACAAGGACGCCAAGCCGCCCAACAUGACCUGCAGGGAGACCAUGUGGCGGGCCUUCGAGAACCCGCACACCUCCACCAUGGCGCUGGUCUUCUACUACGUCACGGGCUUCUUCAUCGCCGUCUCCGUCAUCACCAACGUGGUGGAGACGGUGCCCUGCGGCACCUCGCCCAACCAGAAGGAGGUGCCGUGCGGCGAGCGCUACACCGUGGCCUUCUUCUGCAUGGACACGGCCUGCGUGAUGAUCUUCACCGUGGAGUACCUGAUGCGCCUCUUCGCCGCGCCCAGCCGCUACCGCUUCAUGCGCUCGGUGAUGAGCAUCAUCGACGUGGUGGCCAUCCUGCCGUACUACAUCGGCCUGGUGAUGACCGACAACGAGGACGUGAGCGGCGCCUUCGUCACGCUGCGCGUCUUCCGCGUCUUCCGCAUCUUCAAGUUCUCGCGCCACUCGCAGGGCCUGCGGAUCCUGGGCUACACGCUGAAGAGCUGCGCCUCGGAGCUGGGCUUCCUGCUCUUCAGCCUCACCAUGGCCAUCAUCAUCUUCGCCACCGUCAUGUUCUACGCCGAGAAGGGCUCCAGCUCCAGCAAGUUCACCAGCAUCCCCGCCUCCUUCUGGUACACCAUCGUCACCAUGACGACGCUGGGGUACGGAGACAUGGUCCCUAAGACGAUCGCGGGGAAGAUCUUCGGCUCCAUCUGCUCUCUGAGCGGCGUGCUGGUCAUCGCGCUGCCCGUCCCCGUCAUCGUGUCCAACUUCAGCCGCAUCUACCACCAGAACCAGAGGGCCGACAAGCGGCGGGCGCAGAAGAUGCAGAAAGCCCGCUUGGCCAGGAUACGAAUAUCCAAGCAGGGAACCUCCAACGCCUUCCUGCACAGCAAGCGCAACGGCCUGUUCAGCGAGGCGCCGGAGUUCACGCAACUACCGUACAAGAUGAACCUUUCGGAGCAGAGCUCCACUGAGGAGGAUCAGCGGUUGAACAAGUCCACCUCUCUCCUGGAGAGCCAGCACCACCACCUGCUGCACUGUCUGGAGAAGACCACCAACCACGAGUUCGUGGACCAGCAGUACUACCAGCAGAGCUACCUGGAGGCGGGGCUGCAGAACUACCCCUCCAGAAGCCCCUCCCUCUCCAGCCGGGACGGCGUGUCGGGCACGUGCUGCACCCGCCGCAGCAAGAAGCAGCACGCCCCUCUACAGAACGCCAGCGGCCCGGCGCACAUGCAGCCUCUGACGCAGGUGCACGCCCACCCGCGGGGCCUCCAGGAGCUCAGCACCAUCCACAUCCAGCCGCUCAGCACCAGCCGCUCCAGCCUGAACAUGCGCGUGGACGAACCGGCGUCCCUGAACUGCCAGAGCAGCCAGAUCACCACGGCCAUCAUCAGCAUCCCCACGCCGCCGGUGACGACCUCCGACGGCGACGCACACCUGCGCGCGGGCCCCGCCCACCAGAACGUUGUGAAGGUGUCUGCGCUGUGAGGAAAGACAGUAUGGAAGAUCUAAAAAAAACAACAACAACACACACACACUCACGGAGACAGACUGAGGGACGAGGACGGCGGAGACGGAGGAGGCGUUCAGGGUCCUGGUCCAGCUGUGGUGGAGGCCGCCCUCUGCUGGUCAUGUACUGUAACGACAUGGACUCCCAGGGCGGCUUUAGAUCCCGGGUGUGUGUGUGUGUGUGCGUGUGUGCGUGUGAGAGCGUGAUGGAGGCGUGUGCGUCACUUUCCACAAAGCACCUUUUCAUGAGUUCUGCUUCAGUUUCCUUCAUGGUUCCUUUAUUUGUGUUAAGCAUAAAGACGGGAAAAGCAAUUAUGCUGAUUUAAACCCUCAGCAGCUCUUCUUCUUAUUCCAAAGGGUGAAAAAGAUGAAACAUGAAAGGUGGUCUGUGACAGAGUGUGUGUGUGUGUGUGUGUGUGUGUGUGUGUGUGUGUGUGUGUGUGUUACAGAGGGAGAACAUGUGAAGUCACAAGUCAUUUUCAUUUGUUUCAUUUAUUCCUAAAGCAGGAAGAAAGAACAAAGACGCUUCGGUUCGUGUCGCUUCUUUUGCUCCACCUGUUGGUAGAGAAACGCGCCUCUAGUACGCGUGUGCGUGCGUGUGCGUGUGUGUGUGCGUGUGAGGUUCCUCGUGCACGUGUCCCGUCAGACGUUCUCAGCUGAGGGGCCUUUUUUACACGAGAUGCCUGAGUAAAAGAUUUGUGUUCGUAGCUUUUCUUCCCCCCCCGACUGACCUCGAAUAACGCAGAGAAACCAAAUGAAGACGACGUUCUGAAUUCAAACCCUCACGAUCAAAAGCACACGGCGUCCGCUGAGAGUCUCUGACAGGAACGACACGCGAGGCCCGGUUCUUUCUUUCUCUUUUUCUGUGAAUAUUGUUAAUAGAAUAUUUUGUAAUAUUUGAACAUCGUCUGGCAGAACCAGUGAAGCUGUCUUCGUGUCGUCCCCCGUCCCUCGGUCUGUCUCUCUCUUGUUGUGAUCCUGGUGUGUCCCUCGCUCCCGUGUGAACAACAGAGUGCUUUCAGAAGUCUUUUUAGCUGUUGACCCCCCAAAAACACCCCCCCAGCGGGCAUUUUCUUACAGUUGUUGAGUACGUGUACUUCUAUGUGAUUAGGAAACUUGGUGUUUGUACUUUUUGUCCUCUGUGUUUCAAAAGGAUUUUUGUUUGAUCUACUGAAGAAUUUAAAGAUGGGGGGGGGACAAGGUGAGCCGUCCCAUCAGAGUUGACCUUUGGGAUUACGGACGGGACCUUUUCAGCUGUUGCCUCCCUGUUGGCCUUUAGAUUAUUAUGUUGGGUCGUUUCCACGUUGAGCAGCUCCUCUCCUUCCUCUUCUUUAAUGAGACGGAGAUCUUUAAUGAGAUGAGACGGAGAUCUUUAAUGAGACGGAGAUCUUUAAAUAGAUGAGACGGAGAUCUUUAAUGAGACGGAGAUCUUUAAAGAGAUGAGACGGAGAUCUUUAAAGAGAUGAGACAGAGAUCUUUAAUGAGACGGAGAUCUUUAAUGAGACGGAGAUCUUUAAAGAGAUGAGAUGGAGAUCUUUAAUGAGACGGAGAUCUUUAAAGAGAUGAGACGGAGAUCUUUAAAGAGAUGAGAUGGAGAUCUUUAAUGAGACGGAGAUCUUUAAAGAGAUGAGACGGAGAUCUUUAAAGAGAUGAGAUGGAGAUCCAGAGCACACGGACUGAAGCCUUCAUCCGUCAGCCAGUGGCACAUUUCAAAAGGCAAUACGGGAACCGGACUAAUGUUGCGUCGGCCCACAGGCUCUUUUCCCUGGAAGUGACGUGUGGAACCUUUAAAUAGAGGCGGAACCUAUUUAAUUACACCUCACAUGCAUUUGUACGAAGACUUACAAAAUACCAUCUUAUCAAACGUGGUGAAAUACAGCAGAUCUGGUUCCACAUCAGAGGUUUGUUGUGCUUUAGACCCCCCCCAUCAAACCCCCCGGAACAGGAAGUGUGUUACACCUCAGAACCACCACGUACUAAAUUAACCUGCAGGGAAAAAAAAAAAAAAAAAAAAAA